AUGCUUUUGUUUGUUUUCCUCUCGCUGCUCGGAUCGUCAGUAUACGCAGACAUCACCAAUAAUACCGUAUACGACUAUGUCAUUGUUGGAGGCGGAACAACGGGCCUUGUGGUUGCGAACAGGCUGAGCGAGGAUCAAAACAAGACGAUCUUGGUGAUUGAAAACGGUGCCCUCAGCAACAGUACACUCUCCAGCAUCCCCGGCAACUCCGGCGGCCUCAACCUUGCCGCCAUGUACGACAUCCACAGUGCGCCCGUCCCCAAUCUCGGCAACCAGUCGUUCCUCGUCACAGUCGGCAACGUCGUAGGUGGCGGCUCCUUCGUAAACGGCAUGCAAUUCGACCGCGGCGCCAACGCCGACUACGACGCCUGGGCGGAGCUCGGAAACCGCGGCUGGGACUGGAAAAGCCUGCAACCGUAUUUCCUCAAAAGCAACCACUUUGAUGCGCCGUCGAGCGCGACAACCGCCCGAUUCGGCAUCUCGUAUGAUGCAAGCGCAUACGGCAACGGGCCCGUCCGCGUUUCCAUUCCAGACUACCAGUUCCCGGAUAUGAAGCACAUGUAUCAUUCGUGGGACGACAUUGAUAUUCCGCAUCCAAAGGAAGGAUUCGCAGAGCCAGUCGGCCACUACUGGUCGCCGAAUUCGAUUGAUGCAGCUACGGGCAUGAGGUCGACCGCGCGCACGGCGUAUUACGAUCCGAUCGUAUCGCGGGGAAAUCUCAAGCUGCUGACGGAGACGCACGUGGAUGAGAUUACUUUUUCAAGGGACGGGGUCGGCGGCGCACUGAGAGCUACGGGCGUCAAGUUCACGCGGAACAGCAGCGGUAAACAGGCGCAGGUGUUUGCGGCCAAAGAAGUCGUUCUCGCUGCAGGGGGCGUGUUUACUCCCCACCUGCUCAUGUACUCUGGUAUCGGGCCUGCUGAUGUCCUGGAGGACGCCGGCAUUACUGUCAAGAAACACCUCGCAGGCGUCGGCUCCAAUUUCCAAGAUCACGUCGCCAAUUACAUGAACUUUGAGCUGCAGAAUCUCGAUGCAGAGAAUAUGGGUGCGCUGAAUACAAACUCGACAUUCAAUCAGACAGCUUACACGCAAUACCUCUCCUCACGCAGCGGACCCUACUCGGCGGGUAAAUCAAACGGCCUUGUAUUCCUCGCUCUGCAACACUUCGACCCAGCCUUCAACGAAACCAUAGCAAAACUCGACUCACAAGAUGCAUCCUCGUUCCUCCCCGCGCGCUACAAAAACGACAGCCAGCUCCUCGCAGGCUUCAAUGCACAGCGCGCCAUCCUCCGCAAGCACUUCGCCAGCACGACCUCGGCUGUCGGUGAAAUCGUCAUCCAGCCCUGGGGCCUUUCGGGAAUCGCAAACAACAAACCGCUGUCCCGGGGAACGAUUACACUGAACACAACGAAUCCCCGGGGGUACCCCGUUGUGCAAUGGAACACGUUUCAGAACCCGCUCGACGCACAUGUCAUGGUGGCACUGACGCGGUUCAACCGUGCACACUGGGCCAAGUCUCCUCGUCUCGCGCGGUACCAGCCUGUGGAGACGGCACCGGGCGCCCAGUACGUGACUGACGAAGAGAUUGUGCAGGGGAGCAUCGAUACAGGCACGCUGCAGCCGACGUUUGCGCAUCCGAGCGGAGGAUGCAGUAUGUUGCCUCUGGAGCUGGGGGGCUGUGUCAGUGACGAGUUGCUCGUGUAUGGCGUGCAGGGGUUGAGUGUUGUGGAUGCAAGUAUCCUGCCGUUGAUUCCUGCGGCCCAUUUGCAGGCCACCAUGUAUGCGGUUGCCGAGAAGGCGGCAGAUCUGAUCAAGAAGAGGGCAGCGGCGGCGGCGGCGUAG
Molecule: messenger RNA, 1842 nt
Organism: Exserohilum turcica Et28A
Lineage: Eukaryota; Fungi; Ascomycota; Dothideomycetes; Pleosporales; Pleosporaceae
Exons: 3
Coding region: 1-1842 (613 amino acids)
Biological process (GO): secondary metabolite biosynthetic process
Molecular function (GO): flavin adenine dinucleotide binding; oxidoreductase activity, acting on CH-OH group of donors
Source: RefSeq, a predicted model, not a curated record